This is a messenger RNA of Brassica napus (rape), 2046 nucleotides long. RefSeq names its product laccase-4. Gene Ontology annotation, molecular function: hydroquinone:oxygen oxidoreductase activity; copper ion binding. Gene Ontology annotation, biological process: lignin catabolic process. NCBI's taxonomy places the organism in Eukaryota, Viridiplantae, Streptophyta, Magnoliopsida, Brassicales, Brassicaceae. The coding region runs from base 163 to 1839 and encodes 558 amino acids. Gene Ontology annotation, cellular component: apoplast. The record is from RefSeq and is a predicted model, not a curated record. The transcript has 6 exons.
CCUUCUCUCGUUUCUAAACUCUUUCUCCUCUCUCUUUUAUAAGCUUGCGUUGGCCAGUCGCUCAUCUCAAACACAAAGACAAGAAUAUUAAACACACAGAAGAAGAAGAGGAAGAAGAAGAAGAAGAAGAGAAAGGACGAAAGAAACUGAGGAGAGAUAGAUAUGAAGUCUCAUAUGGUUUGGUUUCUGUUUCUUGUGUCCUUCUUGUCUGUGUUCCCAGCUCCAUCGGAGAGCAUGGUUCGCCAUUACAAAUUUAACGUUGUGAUGAAAAACAUUACUAGACUAUGCUCAAGCAAGCCAACCGUGACCGUGAACGGUAGAUAUCCAGGUCCCACAAUCUACGCACGAGAAGACGACACGUUGCUCAUCAAAGUCGUUAAUCACGUCAAGUACAACGUCUCCAUCCACUGGCACGGUGUGAGACAAGUGAGAACGGGGUGGGCCGAUGGGCCAGCUUACAUCACCCAGUGCCCACUCCAGCCAGGUCAAGUCUACACAUACAACUACACCUUGACCGGCCAACGCGGGACUCUCUGGUGGCACGCUCACAUCCUCUGGCUUCGAGCCACGGUUCACGGCGCAAUUGUUAUCCUCCCCAAACGUGGUGUUCCCUAUCCGUUCCCCAAACCCGACCACGAGAAAGUUAUCGUUCUAGCUGAAUGGUGGAAAUCAGAUACUGAAAACGUUAUUAACGAGGCGCUUAAGUCUGGAUUAGCCUCUAAUGUCUCUGACGCUCACAUGAUCAACGGACACUCUGGCCCCGUAAAUAAUUGUCCAUCUCAGGGUUACAAACUGUCAGUAACAAAUGGCAAAACCUAUCUGCUACGACUAGUCAAUGCUGCACUUAAUGAAGAGCUCUUUUUUAAAGUCGCUGGCCAUCUUUUCACGGUGGUGGAAGUCGACGCCGUCUACGUCAAACCGUUCAAGACCGACACCAUCCUUAUAGCACCCGGUCAAACCACCAACGUCCUCCUAACCACCUCAAAAUCUGCCGGCAAAUACCUUGUAACAGCUUCUCCCUUCAUGGACUCCCCCAUCGCGGUGGACAAUGUUACCGCCACCGCCACUGUUCAUUACUCCGGAACACUAUCCUCCUCCCCAACAACACUCACUCUCCCUCCGCCGCAAAACGCUACUACCAUCGCCAACAACUUUACAAACUCUCUUCGUAGUCUCAACUCUAAGAAGUACCCUGCCUUAGUCCCGACCACCAUCGACCACCACCUCUUUUUCACCGUCGGCCUCGGAUUAAACCCGUGUCCCACUUGUAAGGCUGGAAACGGAAGCCGUGUGGUGGCCAGCAUCAACAAUGUAACAUUCACUAUGCCCAAAACCGCUUUGCUUCCAGCUCAUUACUUUAACAUUAGCGGCGUUUUCACGACGGAUUUUCCCAAGAACCCACCGCAUGUUUUCAACUACAGCGGAGGAUCAGUCACGAACAUGGCCACGGAAACAGGGACGAGGCUUUACAAGCUACCUUACAACGCCACGGUGCAGCUUGUUCUCCAGGAUACCGGCGUCAUAGCCCCAGAGAACCAUCCUAUUCAUCUACAUGGCUUUAACUUCUUUGAAGUUGGUCGUGGAUUAGGUAACUUCAACGCCAAGAAAGAUCCAAGCAACUUCAAUUUGGUCGAUCCUGUUGAGAGGAACACAAUCGGAGUUCCAUCUGGUGGAUGGGUUGUCAUCAGAUUCAGAGCGGAUAAUCCCGGGGUUUGGUUCAUGCAUUGUCACUUGGAGGUACACACGACGUGGGGAUUAAAGAUGGCUUUCUUGGUGGAGAACGGCAAAGGACCAAAUCAGUCGAUUUUGCCACCGCCUAAGGAUCUUCCCAAGUGUUAGAUUCUUCAACUAAACAAGGGCACGUUUAAGAAGACCAGCGAGUGGUGAAUUAAUGCGUGGAUUUGGUUAGCAAAUUAUAUUUUUUGAGCAAAGUUAAAGGUUCGAUUUUUUUGCUCAAGCAAAUUUGAAUAAAAGAGGAAGGAAAAGAAAUUGUAUUAUAACAAUAUUAUUUUUUAAUCAUUAUAUCCAAAAUCCAUUUAUAUAUUA